AUUAAUUAAUCCACGGCGGUUUCUUCGAAUUCAGAUUCCGAUUAUUUAUGCACAAGGAUGUGAUGGGCGCUUCUUGUACAUGUGUGCUAGCAGCAGACUGGGAAAGAAACGCGAUGGCUACCCAGGCAGAGAGCCGCAUACCAACAAACGUUCGACGGAGGUCCUUCCUUCCACAGCGAAAGCCUCUCCCUGUAACAGAACCAGCCUUAAAAGAAGGGCAGUCUGAGGGGAGCUCACCAAGCAAAGUCACUGAAGAGAAAAAGCCAACUGGAAUACCAUUUCCAUCACGACCAAAGAGAGGGCUAAAGCCACCAUCUGGCAAACUGUCUGCACAGGUUACCAACCCAGCAGAGAUACCAAAGAAGCCAGUAUUGAGUGGGGAUGAAGUGGCGGUAGACAGUGUGCAAAGGGAGAAACUUUCUGAUGCUGACCAGAUAUCAAAAGCUGCAAAGAAAGCCAAAGUUGAUAGGAGAAGAUCAGGAAUUCCUUCACUAAACUUUGCAAAGAGAAGUCCUCCAAGUUUGCGCAGUAAGCCUAAAACAGUUGAGGAGAAAGUGGGUACGACAGUCGUCACCACAGAAGAACCAGUCCUUAGUCAGUCCACAAAGAACUUGAAGCUUGGGGACAGGGUAACUAUAGGAGGAGCAAAGUGUGGUGUGCUGAGCUACAUCGGUACAGUGCACUUCAGUCAGGGGGAAUGGUGUGGUAUUGAACUGGAUGAGCCCAUUGGAAACCAUGAUGGAAAGGUUCAAGACGUGCAGUACUUCGAAUGCAGAGACAAACACGGCAUCUUUGCAGCAGCAUCUAAAGUGGAGCUAGAUGGUGCAUGUGGUACAACAGAGCCAAAAGUCUACGGUAAGCCACCAAAGCCCCCAUCAAAGCUCGCUCUUCCAAAGUACGGAAGGAGCCUUCAGCACCCUAGACAGACAAUCUACUCAUCUGGACCCAUAGCCACAGUCUUCCCAACAACCCAGGCACUCAACAGUGCUGAUAGCAACACUUCUGAAGCCAAAGAUAAGACAGGAAGGGCCGGCAAAGGUAAAACAAGCCUGUUCCAAGCAACUAGGGUAUCUCCCAUCCAGGAGAGAAAUGUCUCACCUGCCUGGUCUAAUGCUGAAGCAAACAUAUAUAAGGGAGAAACUGAUGAAGUAAAGCGAACACUAGACACAACAGUAACUCUAGACUCCACCUUCACAACUGUCUCCAACAAUCCAGAAGAUACUGUAGAUAAAUUAGGUAGAACUGGACAGAACAGUUCUGCAAUGGCAGCUGCCCAAGACACUGAGAUAGACUCUAGCAACAGAGUUGAUGAUGUAGAUGUUGAGCUUCCAACAACAACAGCAGCACAGGGUGAGGCCCAUGCACAGACCCAUCCUUCAGGGGCUGAAGCCGACAUAAAUGUUGCUGAUGUUGACACCAUGGAAAUACAGCUAGACACAGAAGAGAGACUACACCAGUCCCUUGGGUCUCCCGGGUCAGAGAUGGCCACCUGCCCUCCCACUGUGGACGGUAGUGGUGAGAUGAUUCCUAAUGUGCUCCAGGAGGAUUUACCAACAGAACUGGAUGAUGAAAAAGUCCUGGAUGUCACUGAUGGACAACAGCAAGAUUCAGACAUGGAAGUUCAUAGACAAAACAUUACUUACGGCAUGCCUGAGGAACAUCAACCUUCUGGGGACCAGGCAGAGCUCGCUGUUCAUUCAAACAUAACUAAUGGUUCUACUCCUGAGUCUCAGGACAGUAAGUCCAUUGACUCUUUAGAGGCAGACCAAGACGGGGCCACAGCAGUUCAGACUGGAUUUGUGGCAAUGGAAGCUGAUGCGAUACCCAUUGAUGACAUUACUCCAGAGGAACUGCAGAAUAGACAGGCAGGAGUGGCGCUGCCGUCAUCUUCACACGACGGAACAUUUACCAAAGAUGCAAACACUACUUACACUGCUGAAGAGGAGGUGGGACCUUCACAGACACUGCUGCCUAGUAGAGCAUCUUCAGAGUAUGGCACAUCCUCAUCAGGACAGGAUAAUUCACCAGACUCUCUAGAAGAACAAGACCAGGGUUGUGGGAAUAAAGAUAAUGCAACCUUUGUACUAGAUACAGCAACAGAGUCAAUGGAUGUAGAAGAUGCAGCGUCCAAUAUCAAAGAAGCUCAAAGUGCAAUUGGUGCUCAUAGACAACAAGCUGUUGAUGCUUCUGGUAUCAUCAGUCCAUUUCCUGAUGUGAUCCUACAGGUAGUAUCAGCCAGUGAGAAGGGUCCCGUCGCUGAUAGAACAUUUACCCAGCCAGAGGAUAACAUCUCCUACGAUCCCCAUCACAGUAUUCUCCGUCUAGAUGAGCUGAGCAUGCUGCCAGAAGUCAGCAGUGAAAACCUCCUGCAGGAAGACGUCAGCACUAGUGUUAACCCCAUCGCUGUAACCGAUGGUGCCCCAAACCCUCAAGCUGCUGAGGGCGUCAACAACAUGACCAUGCCUUUGGUGCAAGCGUUGGGACCCACCCAAACAGAAACCAAACAGCCCACAGAUGAAAGCCAGCACAGUGAGGCUGCAGAGCCCAGUACAAUCACCAUUCAGGUUACAGAGCCUCUUGAAGAGGGUGAAGAUAGCUCUGAGUCUACAUCAGAUCACGCCCAAGUGGAGAGACUGCCAGAGUCGGAGAGAGAAAGCCCCACCAGUAAUGACCUAUCUUCUGGGAAUACCAUAUCCACAGAUCUGGAUUCGGGAGCAGCCCAGGCAGAUAAACCUCCCGUCUCACUGAGGGAAAGUCCUACCAGUGAUGAAUUGUCACUGGAGGAUGAGGCUGGGCCAAAGAUCACAGAAACUGUGGGAGUAAGCAAGGGGAAAGAUGUGGUAGAAGAUACAUCUCAAGUAGAAGAUUUAUCUGAAGCUAAACAGGAAGUAGUGCCUGUUGCUGCCUCCCAAGUAGAAUUUAUUCCACCUGAAGACAUAUCAGCCACAGAGGUUAUGGAGGAGGCCAGUGUAACAGAACAGAUGGCGUCUUCCAUAGAUGUGGAGAAACCCGUGGAGUUAUCUGUAGAGAAGGAGGUAAAUCCUCUAGGUGCUUUUCAACCAGUGAAAGAUGAUGAAUCUCCCAAACCAGCAGUCAAUGGAGACAAGCAGGAUGUAAAUAUAGAUGUAGGUGAGCCUAUCCGUGGUGCUGAUGUAUGUGUUGGUGCAGUGGGAUUACAGGCAGCUGCCAGCACAGAUGUUGUGGCUGAUGAAGUGGGAGUAGUAGAGCCACAGACACGGGAGAUAGACAUGUUAUCGGAUGGAAAGGUGGAAGAGGAAGGGGAUAAAAUUGCAGCUGGGAGCACUGUAACAUCUGAGGAGGAACCUCCACACAAAGUUGCCAGAGUGACAGACCAAACCUUUGAGGUUGAUGACAUUGUAGAAAUGGAUGUUCCUGUCCUUGGUGCUGAAAAGGAAGCUGCAAAGGCAACUUUUGUGGCAGAUGAUGCAGUAGUAGAGGGUGCUGUUGGAACUGGGGCUGGACCUGCGGCACUAGAACUUGAAAAGUUGGACGAGACUUUUGACCCAACAGCUUUAGUAACGUCAACACCCUUCCAGCAUAAGGAGUUUACUUUCUCCAGGAUUGAGCCCGAGUCUCCAUCGUUUGGUACUGACCAUGACCAUCCUCUGGAAGGAGAGGAUAGCCUUACUGUUGCAGACGUAGUUAGGACACUAGAGCCUGAUAUCAUAGAUCAUGCUGCUGACAAUCAACAUAUCAGUGGAGAAGACGUUGCAAAGACCCUGGACUUGGGUAGCAAGGAUGUAAAAAAGAAACAGGUGACAAGAGCGCAGUCCAGUUCUGACGCAAAAUCUUCCAUUUCUCAGGGAUCUCAAGCUAAGAAAGCACGUACCGCAACAAGCACCAAGCAAAAAGCACCAGCAAGGGCAAGUGUGACUGUAAGUAAGGCAGCUGAUGCAAGGAAGACCACAGCAAAAGCUUCAACACAAUUUGUGUCUAAACUCGCAGUGCCUCGCACUACUAGUAGUAACAAGAAUCAAGCAAAUGCUGCCGCACAGCAAAGCAAGGGCACGCCGGGCAGUCGUUUCAAAAGCGACUCCUCCGGAUCCAACCCUGCAGAAAAGGCCAAGUCGCAGCCGCCUUCCAACACUUUCAAAACGCCCAUGGGACCAAGUAGCAAAGUAGGGUUGGUACGCCCCACGCCUCGGGCAAGUCCUUCUCCACAAGACAGGAGAGCAGCACCGGACAAAACUAAAGAGCAGCCCAGUUCAAGUUCUUCAACAAGUAGUCCAGCGCAACGGCGUAGACUGUCCUCAACUGUGUCAGACAAGAGUGACACUCAAGCCACCCGGAGCACCAGAACUCCUGGCACAAGAUCCGCUACGACCACUCCGCAGGUUAGAAGAGCAGCAAAAGAUCUCAGCAGCAGAUCAACGAGUGGAACUAGCUCUGCCACCAGCAGCCCAACAGUCAGGAAGAGGCUCUCUUCUUCCGGUGAACUGCAGAGAAAAAACGUGGAGAACUCUCAGUCCAGAGCCUCCAGCAGGUCCAGCUCUGUGAGUGGCAGCCCCGUACCAAAGAGGAUGUCUUCACGCACACAUAUCAAUGGCAACGCAAAGGAGCAUUCCUCGUCCGCACAGCCGAGAGCUUCUUCCACUCCGUCUGCCUCCACCCCUAGGAGCGACAGAUCGGGAACGAGCACUCCCACCAGCACCAGGAGCCGGUCUAACUCCACCAGUGCAACCCGCAGUCCGAGACCAGGCUCGGCGGCGAGUGUCGGGAGCGUGUCGUCCCCGCGGGGCCAGCUGAAGGGCGUGGCUGCCAGGAUCGACACGGGCCUGAAGAAGAGAGACAGCUCCACGUCACUCACCAGCACCAAGUCUGACGGGGGCAAGGAUGAAGGGACGGUGUCUGCUAAGGAGAAGUCAGCAACUCUCUCAGUCUCACACCAUGUUGAAGAAACAGACAAGCCGUCCAACAGGAAGCACGCUGAGAUCCAACACUCUGCGCGGAACGGGCACAGUAAGCGGAGAGUGAGCACCUCCAGUACGCACAGCUCAACCUCCGACCUGUCCGUCACCUCCAACACCAGCUCCAGACUCUCCAACUCACACGAGGAGGCACGGGCACAGCGGGCUAAGGCUGAUGCAUUGAGCAAACCCUCUGCCAGGUCGACCAAAGUGCCUCCAGUUGCCGGCCGGGCCCAGGGCCGUUACCUGCCCACACCAGGCUGCAGGCCCUCUCCCAUGCCUGGAACUUCAGGUGUGAAGAGGGGAGGAGAGAGUAAGACUUCUGCCACCGUGUCCCCGAGUCCCAAGAGGGUCCUGCCUGUCCCCCCCUCACCUGCUACUCGGGCCCACCAUGAGGGCAAAACAAAUGAGACCAGAGGAAGCAGAAUCAAAGGGCCGGUGUCCCCGCCUCCCACCAAAGCCAGCCAGCCAGACUUAGUCGCCUCCAACAGCGUCACUCCAAGCAAGAGCUCCAAGGAGAUCGCCAGAUUAGAGGCACUCUGUGAGGCGCGGACCAAGGAGCUGAACCUCACCAAGAUGCAGCUGAAGGAAGGAAUGACGGGCUUCGAUGCCAUGGCUGUCCUGGUCAAGUAUCUUACAGAGGAGAUGGAUGCCUUCUCCCACCCAGUUUUACUGACUCAGAUCCAAAGACUACAGGAAGAGCUUCAUCAUGCUCGAAGUGAAAGAGAUGCUCAAAAGCUGGAUCUGGAGAGACUGCAGAAUGAUAUCCACAAUGCCAUUGCCUCCCACAAAGACCACAUCAACAAACUCAAGGAUGACCAUGCUGCUGAGCUGAAGCUGCAGGAAGAUGAGUUUCAGAUUGUCCGACAGGCAGAGAUGGGCAAACUGACCACUCAGCAUCGGCUGGAGGUGGAGAUUCUCGCAGACGGACACAAGAACAAGCUUCUUGAGAUCCGUGAGGCCCACCAGGCUGCCACCCGAGAACUGGAGCAGAAACAUGCAGAGGAGAUCCGCAACCUAGAGGCACUACAAGCACAGGAGAUAGAAGAAUUAAAACAGCAGCAUCAGGAACAAAUAGAUAGCCUGACAACAAACUUUGAGAAGACAAGACUUUCUCUUGAGGACCAAAUAGAAACGCUGAACUUCCAGUACCAGCGGCAGAAGGACAAGGCUCAGAUGUUUGAGGAGGCGCUGAACAAGGACACGGACAUGCGUGUCCAGGCUGCCAUCACCCCAUACAAACAUCUGCCUGCUGAAGUGGACAGUCUGAAGGCCGUGCUGGACAUCAAGAGUCAGGAGGUUCACGACCUGAGGAAACGCAACAUGGAGCUGGAUAAACAGGUAUCUGAAAUCCCAGACUUGAAGGACAAGAUUAAGAUGUUGGAGAGGAAGACAGAAGACAUGGAGGCAAUGUUAUCCAUCAAAUCUGAGUUUCAGAGGCAAAUGUCUACCGAGCACGCCCAGCUGAGGCAGCAGUACGAGCAGCAGGAGUACGCCAGCAAGCGGCUGUCCAUGGAGAACGAGGAGCUGCAGUGGAAGCUGCGCAACAGCGGCAGCAGCUCCCCCAUCGACGCAGCCUCCCCCAUCAUCAUGGGCUCUCCUGCUCGCGUCCCACGUACCUCCAUCACGCCCACCCUCGAGAGGAGGCGAUCCCCAACGGAGAAACGCAAGUCGCUCUCCAGGUCGCAGUCUACGUCAUCGGACACCGGGAUUUUCUACACCAUCUCCGACGAGAAACCCUCAUCUUAAUAAUCCAGUUUUCUCACACCUGCAGUCUGAACCCUUUGAUACAUGUAUUAUUAGUACCGGUAUUAUCAACAUUCUCAAACAGUCAGUAUGCCGUGUGGAUAUGGGGAAAUCUUCAUGCUAACGCCAGGUCCCGAAACACUUGCGUCAUCAACACCAUCUCCGACGAGAAAACUUUAUCUUGAUCUGGUUUUCUCACACCUGCAGUUUGAACCCUUUGAUACAUGUAUAGUAUUACCAACAUUGGAAACAGUCAGUAUGCUGUGUGGACAAGUAGAAAUCUUCAUCCUAGCAGCAUACUCCUUACAUCUCAAACACUUGUAGUUUAGGUAUGGGGGAACGCACAUCCUUAUUUGGCCAGUUUUGAAGACUUAUGUCACAAACAGCUAAGUACAUUGUAUGUAUUACUGAAAAUCCUACUGUUAUGUAAUGUAGGUAAUAUGUAUGGUAGAGUCGGCAUCAGUUGCGUCUGUGAAACUCUAUGCUGAUAUGAAAGACGUUGCAACGUUAACCUCCAGCAUACCAGUUAUGAAUUUGUCAUUACCAGUAUUCUCGUGAGAAAUUCCAUGUUGAAGGUUUGGGUUGAAGAUGCUAAAAAUAAUGUGAAGCAGCGAUACUCAUGUUAUGCACAAUACCAUCAUGCUUAGGAGGGGAAUUGGUACAUUUCUGUGUAAA
This is a messenger RNA of Branchiostoma belcheri (Belcher's lancelet), 7349 nucleotides long. RefSeq names its product mucin-5AC-like. Lineage: Eukaryota; Metazoa; Chordata; Leptocardii; Amphioxiformes; Branchiostomatidae. The record is from RefSeq and is a predicted model, not a curated record. Gene Ontology annotation, molecular function: microtubule binding. Gene Ontology annotation, cellular component: nucleus; cytoplasm. The coding region runs from base 48 to 6677 and encodes 2209 amino acids. The transcript is spliced from 15 exons.